Paecilomyces variotii is the source of this 1245-nucleotide messenger RNA. RefSeq names its product 60S ribosomal protein L7A. Gene Ontology annotation, biological process: protein transport; vesicle-mediated transport; ribosome biogenesis. The coding region runs from base 1 to 1245 and encodes 414 amino acids. The transcript has 5 exons. Lineage: Eukaryota; Fungi; Ascomycota; Eurotiomycetes; Eurotiales; Thermoascaceae. Gene Ontology annotation, cellular component: ribonucleoprotein complex; intracellular membrane-bounded organelle. The record is from RefSeq and is a predicted model, not a curated record.
AUGAUCAACGCUGUCCUCGUCUUCAACAAUAAUGGGCAACCACGCCUGACCAAGUUCUAUACCCAGAUUGACACCCAGAUGCAACAAUCCCUGAUUGCGCAAAUCUACGACUUGGUCUCCCAGCGUCCCUCGACAGCCUGCAAUUUUCUCCCUCUGCCUCCCUUGCUUUCUCAGGGCGCUCGUUCCAGCGCUGCAAGUGGCCCCUCCGAUGCUCCGACCCAGAUCACCUACCGCACUUAUGCCACUUUGUCUUUCAUCAUGAUCUCUACAUCCACCGAAUCACCGCUCGCAUUGAUCGAUCUCAUCCAGGUGUUUGUCGAGGCGCUGGACCGUCUCUUCGAGAACGUCUGCGAGCUAGACCUCAUUUUCGGCUUUGAGACGAUGCACGCGACUUUGAGUGAGAUGAUUGUCGGAGGAGUGGUGGUCGAGACCAACCUGGAAAAGAUUGUCGCGGGCCCCCCUAAGUCCGGUAAGAAGGCCGCUCCCGCGCCCUACCCCCAGGGUAAGGCCGGUGCUAGCAAGAAGGCCGCCAAGAGCCCUCUCAUCGAGAAGCGCCCCCGCAACUUCGGUAUCGGCCAGGACAUCCAGCCCAAGCGCAACCUGUCCCGCUUCGUCAAGUGGCCCGAAUAUGUCCGCCUGCAGCGCCAGAAGAAGAUCCUGAACAUGCGCCUCAAGGUUCCCCCGGCCAUUGCUCAGUUCCAGAACACUCUGGACCGCAACACCGCUGCUCAGACCUUCAAGUUCCUCAACAAGUACCGCCCCGAGUCCAAGGCUGAGAAGAAGGAGCGUCUCCUCCAGGAGGCCACCGCCGUCGCUGAGGGCAAGAAGAAGGAGGAUGUCUCCAAGAAGCCCUACGCCGUCAAGUACGGUCUCAACCACGUUGUCGGUCUCGUUGAGAACAAGAAGGCUUCUCUCGUCCUGAUCGCCCACGACGUCGACCCCAUUGAGCUCGUCGUCUUCCUCCCUGCCCUCUGCCGCAAGAUGGGUGUCCCGUACGCCAUCGUCAAGGGCAAGGCCCGUCUGGGAACUGUUGUCCACAAGAAGACCGCUGCCGUCCUCGCCAUCACCGAGACCCGCGCUGAGGACAAGAGCGAGUUCGCCAAGCUCGUCACUGCCAUCAAGGAGGGUUACAGCGACAAGUACGAGGAGAACCGCCGCCACUGGGGUGGUGGUAUCCUCGGUGCCAAGUCCAUUGCCCGCCAGGAGAAGAAGCGCAAGGCCGUUGAGAACGCCAUCAAGCUCUAA